This is a messenger RNA of Meleagris gallopavo (turkey), 2848 nucleotides long. Lineage: Eukaryota; Metazoa; Chordata; Aves; Galliformes; Phasianidae. The record is from RefSeq and is a predicted model, not a curated record.
CAGGAAAACCAGAAUCCUGCAGUAUUUUUACUCUAGGAAAACAGGUGAUGUGUUCACAUCCCACAGCAGACCACAUCCAACUCUGUAAAUACAUGUCACGUGCUGAAUACUGGUUUAAAUUGUAAAAUGUAGAAAAAUGUGUCAGCUUUACAAAAAUAUCCUGAGAUGAGCAGUAAGCAUUAAGAUGUUAAAACAUUGCUUUAGUUCUUCUGUCUGUGCUUCAUGUGUUUACUGAAUUAGCUGGUGCCAGGUGACAAGGUAGGAACAGUUGCAUGUCUGACUUUGCAUGUUGUGUUAGCAGAAGCUUCUAAUGCUGACGGGACUGCUGGGUGCCGUAGUCGAGGGAAGCCAUUGGGUACGGAGCUCUUUGAGGGGCUUCAGUACAAACAGGAAGUGAUUUCAGUGGGCUCCAAGCCCUACUGCGGUCACGACCAGUCACUAGUACAGAGGGACAUGCAAAAACUUCAGCUAUUUGUAUAACAAUGGAAAAAAACAUGAUCCCGUUUGAAGUUUUAAGUUGAAACUUAGAACUGCAGAUUUUUUUUUUCCCUACAACGUUGGUGUAGGGCUUUUCUUUAAAAAUAAUUUAUUUUUGCAAAAUGAGAUUUAAAAGACUCGUUUUAAGUUUAUUUGUAAUCAGAAUGAAAGAAAUGUCAGGAUGUCACAGUUACCAUCGGCUCUUUGUUCUUUGUUGUAAAGCAGACUCCUCUUUCCUGCCUUGGUUUGUUCAAACAGUAGAAAGGCUGCGGGACGGCCAGGACCUGCGGCCACUGUAUGCAGGACGAUGCCAGUACUACUCCAAGAGCACCACGCCACCAGAGGCAGUCUGUCACCCACAACGUCGUGCACCUUGCACACCGAAAAUAAAAACCAACACCUGCUUCUGCUGUGACCUGUACAACUGUGGAAACAGAGUAGAGAUUUCUGGAGGAUACUAUGAAUACAUUGAUGUCAGCAGCUGCCAAGACAUCAUCCAUCUUUACCACUUACUUUGGUCAGCAACAAUUUUGAACAUAGUGGGGCUAUUCCUGGGGAUCAUUACAGCAGCGAUACUUGGAGGUUUUAAAGACAUGACACCUUCCCUGCCUACGCUGAACUGCACGGUUGAAAAUGCACAUCCUACAGUGUCCUAUUACUCAAGGCCACAGGUGACAUCUUACAACACCUACUACCACAGCACUCCUCACCUGCCUCCCUACUCUGCAUAUGACUUUCAGCAUUCCAGUGUGUUCCCAGCCUCCACUCCCUCCGGCCUCUCGGACGACCCGCAGUCAGUGUCACCAUCUCCCAGCUACAUGUGGUCCUCCAACGCUCCUCCUCGGUACUCGCCACCGUAUUUUCCACCUUUUGAAAAGCCACCACCUUACACACCGUAAAGAAUGAGGGGAAAGAGGAGCGAAAUACUUGCCAUUGAAAUGAUUGUGAACAUUUUGUGUUUGUAUCUUACUGUGGGAGGAAGGGGGGAGUAGAUACAGAAGAUAAUUGCAAACAUGAAUACUUGAUUGGACGAUUCGUUCUUGCGAGACUUAUUUCAGAGGUUUAACAGUGGGGUGUGAGGAAGGGGACAUACUGCUGAUGUUUUGCAGGGGACCUAAAUUCCAACCUCCUCACUUUACAGUGAGGGUCAUGGAGUCCUUGGUUUUUAAUAAAGUGCAGACGAUAGAUUCUGGUCUGCCUUACUCCAUCUUGAGCAAAGCUGAAGUAAGGGUAGCCAAGACCCACAGCUGCCCGGAGUAUCAUUCUGCUCGAGGUGAGGGUGCUUGCAGACAACUCAACCUGAUGCUUGUUUUGUUUGGCCUUUGGCUACCAGUUUUUGGGGAUUUUGUUGGGCUGCAGAGCUUGGCUCAUGUCACUUGGUUACAGUCUAUGGGAUGGAAACCCUAGUGAGGAGCCGGGACGAUGUCUUUAAAACUAACAGAGGUAACUUCAUAGGGUGUUUUCUUAUGUGUCUAGCAGAACAACGGGAAUCUUUAUUUAUUUAUUUAUUUAUUUAUUUAUUUAUUAGGGGAAAAGCUUUAAUAAGCUCUAUUAGCUGAUUUAUUUGAGGACAUUUCUUAAGAUAGAAGGUGAAAUGCAGUUGUCUUUCUUCCAAAUUCUAUGUCAUGAUGCCGAAGUCAAACCGUCUGGGUGGCUGCACUGCCUAAAUCUUCAGAAACUGCCCGCAAGUCAUUGAAACAAUGCAGUGGAAACACUAUUUUUCCUUUUGCUUGGUUAGGACUUUGUUUUAAGCUUGUAAUUUUAACGGGUUGAAUCGGCACCUUGAAUAAGCAGUGUCUUAGUAGCUGUGUUAUGGGCUGCACAUAUGGAAAUUCCACGACUAGUUCUCCAAGAUGUAAGUCUCACAUGGAUAAAAUUCAACACCGUGUAAUAUAGGAUGAAGCUGAUAGGAAUUUGCAAUUAUCGUUGUGACUUUCAUUUAAUCUUCAGCUGAUGACUGUGCUGAUUGAUCUAGAUUCCAACAGAUUUUGCAUGCGUCCUGCAUUACAAAAGAAGGUCAGCUUUGUUACGUGACAGUGUCCUGUAAAGUGUGGUUUUACUCCAGUAAGUGACCUCAGAUGACGGCUUUUAGAUCUGAGCUGCUCAGCCUGAGCAUUCCCAACUGCUUGCUUCAGAGAGAAAAAGUGAGGUAUUGACAUUUUAUUCCUUAUUUCCUAAAAAUGGACUUUGCAUCAGAUUGCUGGCCCUAAUCCCAAAUUGCCUACAUUUACAUUCAGCUCUGAUGCAGACAAGAAGAUACCCAACAGCUCAAUCUGGCGUGCAGAAUAUAAAAUUGGUCCACAUGCCAGGGAAAAAAUCCAGAGUUACGUAUUAAGCUGUGGCCUCUCUCUACUUUUAAUCUAAAAGAAAA